AACAGCUGAACCGCAGUUUCUACUAUUAAAAGACAUUCCCCUUGACUUUUAUUCUCACAUGACUGGUGUAUUGAGAAAUGACAAACAAAAAACUUGGCAGCGAAAACAGAAUGGGAGUAUCACCUGCUUGUUUUUUAAGGAAGUGAUCUUUUUGAAGCAGUAUCGUAUGAGCAGCUGUUGCAGAGGAAAACAUUCAGAUCUGCGAUCGAACAGCAUGAAGGUCCUCGUCCUGCUUGUGUGCCUGUCCGUGGGCUGUCUCGCUCAGAGACCACGGCAUUGCAGAUACCCGCCACUGAUGAGCGGAAGCCUGUCUGUGUCCACUGGAAAUCAGAAGCUGCUGGCAUUCUCCAAGUACAUCUAUGAUGGACUGGGAGAGCGCAUCCGCUUCAGACAGUUUGGACUCUAUGACAAUAAGACCUACCACCUUGAUGUGCUUCUACUGUACAGAGAGGGUGUUAUGUACAAAAUAAACAACAAGAACCGCACUUGCACUAAGCAGCAUCUGAGCCCUGACUUCCACCCGCUGGCAGUUCCGAGAAAUGCCACCCUGAUGGGCCAGUUUGUGUUAGGCGCCUCCUCUGGUCCUGGACAGGGAGUCCUGGUCAACAGUUGGUACGGGGAGCAGAAGAUGAAGACGGGAUCAGGUACAAUAAGAGGAAAUCAAAGCGAAAAAUUGCAAAGUCAUGU
Messenger RNA from Neolamprologus brichardi, 687 nucleotides. NCBI's taxonomy places the organism in Eukaryota, Metazoa, Chordata, Actinopteri, Cichliformes, Cichlidae. The record is from RefSeq and is a predicted model, not a curated record.